UGCUGCCGCCUCCUGGACAGACAUGACUACCGAGCGCGUGCAGUGGCUGUAGUAUAAACGAACAAGCAGUUUAAGAGCCGCACUCAAAGCUAGAGAACCGCGCAUUGGGAGCGGGAUGGCAGGGAGAGUAAAGCACCACGUCCUCCUCCUCAUGGGGCUCUUGCUGACAGGGACCGCUACAGUCCGGGGAAGCAGAGGGGGAGCGAUGUUUGAUGAGGAGAGGGAGAAGGAAAACGACGCAGAGAGCCCUUGUGAAGUUAAAACCGUUACCGUUUCUACCCUGCCUGUACUCCGGGAGAAUGAGUUCAGUUUCACCGGCGGUGGCUCGGGGAGCGUGGCCGGAGGAGGAGGGGAGUCCCGACUCCUUUUAUUCGUUAGAACAGACCUACCUGGACGAAUUUCCGUUAUGGAUGAUCUUGACAACACCGCUCUCCCAUACUUCACACUGGAGAUGUCAGGUUUGGGAGCAGACAUCUCUCAGGUGCAUUGGAAGCAGCAGUGGUUGGAGAAUGGGACUCUGUAUUUCCACGUGUCCAUGAGCACCUCUGAGCAGCUGAUACAGACCACCGUGCCCACGGCCCAGGAGCCUGCUCAUGUCCUGCACGAACACAUGCACCUGCUUCACAUCUCUGUUAUGUGUGUUCCGCUGCUGACUAGCACAGCACUGUUCCGGGGCAUAAACAUCAGCAGGCUCUACUGA
This is a messenger RNA of Salvelinus sp. IW2-2015, 700 nucleotides long. Its product is annotated as astrotactin-2-like. The transcript has 3 exons. Bases 116 to 700 code for a protein of 194 amino acids. The record is from RefSeq and is a predicted model, not a curated record. Gene Ontology annotation, biological process: neuron cell-cell adhesion; neuron migration. Gene Ontology annotation, cellular component: endosome; membrane. Lineage: Eukaryota; Metazoa; Chordata; Actinopteri; Salmoniformes; Salmonidae.